Molecule: messenger RNA, 2599 nt
Organism: Eriocheir sinensis (Chinese mitten crab)
Lineage: Eukaryota; Metazoa; Arthropoda; Malacostraca; Decapoda; Varunidae
Exons: 4
Coding region: 593-2599 (668 amino acids)
Source: RefSeq, a predicted model, not a curated record
AGAAGGAAAUAAAAGCACAGAUAAAGUAAAGAUUUAUUCCCAAAGAGAGAGUUAGAGCAUCAAAAUAGCCUUGGGAUUUCUCGGUGGGCUGUUAAAUGACUGGCGGGUAAUGGGUUGAGUUAAAUGGCCUUGUGGUGAAUAAUGGGCUGAGAAAGUGGCCUUUGUAAUGUCAGCAUAUGGCACUGCAAUCGGUUAUAAGUGUACUGACGUGUUCGUACCGGAAAUAUUGGCUUUAUCAUAUAGUGCGGCCAAAGUACAACAAUUUUUAGUAAAAGUGUACGAUGUCACUCACUGGCUGCCGUGGCUGGCAUCGGUGUCUCGAGGCUCGGCGGGGGUCGUGUCGUUCCUCUCGGUAACUUUUGUUGAUUUUAUCCGUGAAUAUCUGUGUGAUCUUCGUCCUGGCGGCGCUGUGCCUUCUGUGGCGCCUUCUGUAAUAGCUGAGGGCUGCGGGAGAGUAAAAGUGAAGAAGACAGCUCAAUCGAGAGAAAGAAGGACGUUUAUGGAUGGAACGCGGAAGUGACGAAAGAGAAGGGGCUGCCGCCCGUGUCCCGCCUCCUGCCUCACCGUGCCCAGCGCCUAUGACGCCUGCCCCAUGUGUGUGUGCGGCGGCCCGGCCAGGCGUGACUGCCCCGCCCCGCCCCGGUCCUGUCCCCCUGGCUGCUCUCCCGGCUCAGGCCCCGACGGCUGCCUGACCUGUGAGUGUCCCUUUGGAGGAAGAGGAGGAUAUGGAGGAGGAGGAGGAAGAUGGGGUGGCUACAGUGGAGCUGGAAGAGGAGGGAUUGGUUAUAAUGGAGGUCAAGGAAGAGAGAGUGGAGGUGGAGGUGGAGGCGGGGGAGGAGGAGGUGGAAGUGGAGAUGUGGGAGGAGGAGGCGGAGGCGGUGGAGUGUGUCCGCCUCUUCCCCCGUGCAAAUCCACGUGCCAGAGGAUCCUUGACGCCAGCGGCUGCCCCGGCUGCGAGUGUCCCCCCUCGGAGUGCCCCGCCAUGGCCUGCCACGAAGGCUGCACGGUGGAGCGCGGCGAGGACGGCUGCGAGCGGUGCGUGUGCACUGGCCCCGGCACGUGCCCCGCCGUCCCCGAGUGCUACCGCGGCUGCGUGGCCAUGGACCCCAACAGCGAGUGCUUCCUUUGCAACUGUACCGAUCUGCCGGACAACACCACCACCACCACUCCCCACCCCCCUUCAGCCGCUGGCAAGCCGCCCAGCUCCGGCCCCAACUCCCUGCCGCCCGGCCUCAGCCCCGACCCCUUCGGCCACCUUGGCUUUACUCCUUCCUUCGGAGGCUUCGGACCGCCGUCAGGAGGCCGGCACCGCCCCCCUAACAGGCUGCCCCGGCCCCCGCCCCGCCGCACCCCCACCAGGCUUCCGCCGAUGCUGCCCGGCACCCCGCCCUGGUGUGUCUUCCAGAACCCCUUCGGCUGCCCGCCGGGCUGCGUCACGGCGCUCACCAUGCUGGGCUGCCGCAGGUGCCUGUGUGGCGGUGACGCCUUCCUGUGUCCCGGCGUCCGUCGCUGCCUCAACCGCUGCCUCUUCCUCAGCCCCGAGGACCGCUGCUGCAGAUGCGAGUGUCCCCGCCGGCAGCAGCCUCAGCCUCAGCCACAGCCUUCGCCCUUCGGAGGCCUCGCUGGCUCGCCAUUUGGACCAUUCAAUUCCUUUGACCCAUUGAACUUCCUGCCGGAGCCAGUUCACCGGGACGUCCUAGGGCUGUCUUUCCAGCCCUCCCUCGGGAACCAGGACUCCACCGUGGUGGUGAGCUUCGGCCCGGACUCAACGACGCGCAUCGUCUCCACCAGCUUCUCCACGGACGAGUGGCCUGCGUCCCGCCCCCACGCCCCCGACGGGCAGCGUCCUGCCACUCCACUUCGUCCCCCCUCCGUGCCCCCACGACGGGGAGACCCGCCGCGCGGCGCCAGGCCUGACUCCGUGGCCGACCCCAGCGCUCCCCAACCCUACCCGGCCAGCCCUGAGGCUUCUCCAUCCUCCCCUGCCAACCCCAGUGCACCCCCACCCUCCCCUGCCAGCCCCAAUGCCCCUCCACCUUUACCGACCAACCCCAAUGCCCCUCCAUCUUCCCCUGUCGACCCAAGUGCACCUCCACCCUACCCUGACACCCCUAAUGCCCCUCCACCCCCUCCUUCCCCUGGUAACCCCAAUGCCCCUUCACCCCCUCCUUCCCCUGCCAACUCCAUUGCUCCCCCACCUUCCUCUGCCAGCCCCAAUGUUCCCACUCUUUCCCCUGCCAGCCCCAAUGUUCCCACUCUUUCCCCUGCCAGUCCCAAUGUUCCCACUCUUUCCCCUGCCACCCCCAAUGUCCCCACUCUUUCCCCUGCCACCCCCAAUAUCCCCACUCUUUCCCCAGCCAACCCUAAUGGUCCCCCUCCUUCCCUUGCCACCCCUUAUGCCCCUCCACCCCCUCCUUCCCCUGCCGACCCUAAUGCUCCCCUUUCUUCCCCUGCCGACCCUAAAGCUCCCCCUCCUUCCCCUGCCGACCCUAAUGCUCCCCCUCCUUCCCCUGCCGACCCUAAUGCUCCCCCUCCUUCCCCUGCUGCCCUUAUGUCCCUCCACCCUCCUUCCCCUGCCCCUUAUGUCCCUCCACCCUAA